Gavialis gangeticus (Gharial) is the source of this 2301-nucleotide messenger RNA. It is a transcript of the gene AMACR, whose product is annotated as alpha-methylacyl-CoA racemase. The record is from RefSeq and is a predicted model, not a curated record. Gene Ontology annotation, molecular function: alpha-methylacyl-CoA racemase activity. The annotation marks the transcript as partial. Gene Ontology annotation, biological process: bile acid metabolic process. Lineage: Eukaryota; Metazoa; Chordata; Crocodylia; Gavialidae. Gene Ontology annotation, cellular component: mitochondrion. The transcript has 5 exons.
CUGGCGCUCGACCUCAGGCGGCCGCAGGGCGCGGCGGUGCUGCGGCGCCUGUGCCGGGCCUGCGACGUGCUCAUCGAGCCCUUCCGCCACGGUGUCAUGGAAAAGCUUGGUCUUGGUCCAGAAAUCCUCCUGGGUGAGAAUCCAGAACUCAUUUAUGCUAGACUUACUGGAUUUGGUCAGACAGGAACAUAUGCCAAGUCUGCAGGUCAUGACAUUAAUUAUUUGGCUUUGUCAGGUGUAUUGUCAAGACUUGGUAGAAAAGAUGAAAAUCCAUAUGCCCCACUAAAUCUUCUGGCUGAUUUUGCUGGUGGAGGGGUCUUGUGUGCAAUGGGAAUUAUUAUGGCCCUUUAUGAACGUACCAGAUCUAACAAAGGGCAAGUCAUUGAUGCAAGUAUGGUUGAAGGAACUGCAUAUCUAAGUUCUUUCCUGUGGAAGUCAGGAAUCUUGGGUAUUUGGAACAGACCGCGGGGGGAGAACCUGCUGGACAGUGGGGCACCUUUUUAUGAAACCUACAAGACCUCCGAUGGAAAAUUCAUGGCAGUUGGUUCUAUUGAACCUCAAUUCUAUGACCAACUAAUAAAAGGACUGGGGCUAGAUUCCUCUAAACUUCCCAGUCAGUUCAGUGUCUCUGAUUGGCCUGAAAUGAAGAAGGUGUUCGCAGAUGUAUUUUCCCAGAAGACCCAAGCGGAAUGGUGCAGAAUCUUUGAUGGCACAGAUGCUUGUGUGACUCCUGUUUUAUCCAUCGAAGAUGCAGCCUCACACCUGCACAAUAAAGAACGUGGUUCUUUCAUAAAGAAUGAUCAGGACGAAAUCAGUCCUAGACCUUCUCCUCUUCUUUCAAGGACCCCGGCAACACCCUCUCUGGGAAGGGACCCUUGUAUAGGAGAACACACAGAAGAGAUACUUCUAGAGCAUGGCUUCACAAAGGAAGAGAUUGCUAAACUUCAUUCUGAUAAAGUAAUUGAAAUCAGUUAUCCAGAAGCUAAAUUAUAAUCUCCAAAUAUACAAAUCAGAAGUGUUUUUGAAUAUUUUAAUGUGGCAUAAUUUAAGGUAUCAAAAUGAAUGCAGUAAUUUAAUACUAAUUAUGCAAACAGUAUUCCAAACUGGAUUACCACACAAUAUUACCAUUGAUACUUUGUGCCAGGAGUUUUUGUUCUGAAAGUUCUCUAAUGUUUGCUCAGGAUGAAGAUGUAAAGCUUCAUAAUGGUUUUCAAGAAGCAUAGUUUAUGAAAUGUUGAUUUGUUUAAAUCCUUUCGUAUGUAACUUGCUGAAGGUAAUCAUUUAUAUAAAACACUUGACACUUUAUAAAUGGUGUCACUUUCAUAAACUGAGAAAGUCUUAGUUGUAGGAGCUCCAGUCUUAGGAAUGAUCAGACCUGUUGUCUACCCAAGUGAAACGUUCCCAUUCUGUCUAGUUCACAGAUAUGGCAGAUUUUUGUAUCUCAUUCAGAAGCUGUUUGUUCUUUGGGGUGGUUAUUCUGCAUUACAGAGCUAAUUCUUCAUUGAGGAACUAACUCCAUGUUCCUUUUCCUGCUCCUUUCCAAUUAAGGCAUGCAGAACUGUCAUAAACAUUGCACACUGUGAACAAACAGAUUUAUUUAUGUCACUAAUGCCUGUGAUCACUACACCUGAUACGUUUCCAGCUUUGUUCAGACGAGCACUACUUGCAUUCUGAGGAAUUUCGUAGUGCUACAAAAAUGUAGUGUGAUGUGAAUUCAGAUACUCACAGUGCCCAGUCACUUACAGCACUAGAAAGAAAAAGCAGGAACGUGCACAACUGGUUCUUAGCAGCUAGAAGGCUGGUGUGCAGACAUCCCAGCAUGCCUUGUAGGGACCCAGUCUGAAGAAUCCUGAGGACAGCUAAGCACAGCACAGCCCACAUUGCAGUGGAAGUGUAAAGCCAUGGUAUGCCUUGUCAUUCCCCACUCACAAAGACUUGCCAGUUAUGCUCCAAGCCUGGAAUGAAUCCUUAUUGCUUGCUUGUCUGCAUCUCUGCAGGUCAGGGAGGUCGACUGUCCCUGUUGUAUUUGUCAGAGCCUACCGGUGCCAGCUCAGCCUGUUCUUACACAUCCUGGGUGUUUUGGCAUGCAGCAUUGUGGAUGUACACGCUUACAGGACCAGUGCCUUGGAAAUGUGUCCAUGAGACUGCCCCAUCUAGGUGUUGACAGACAAGAGCAAGUUGUCACAUGGGACACUAGAGAGGCUGGGCUGCUACAAGAGUACUUCCAGACUCUGUACUGGUGCUUUGGGCAACAGAGCACAGUACAAACUGGUGGGAGCACAUUGCCCCAGGAGUCUGGAA